CGCCGUCUUGAAAGAAUUUUUUUCCUCCCCCCUCCCCCGCCCCCUUCUUCUUAACCAACCCAAUCUGUUUGCGUGCGCUGCAUCUUAACGACUGUUACGACAUUUCAUGACCACAAUGGCCCACCCCGCUGGUGAGCCCGUCACAAUCUCCCUCCGUCGUCCGACGGACGACCCCGUUUUCGUUGCCGGCACCUUCUCCGACCCGCACUGGGAGCCCGUCGAGCUCGGCGCCAGGCCUGUCGACACAGAACCCGAUGAGGAGGGCCUGACCUCCACCGAAUAUCUCUUCUCCCACGAGUUGAAGCUGGUUCCCGGUCAAUAUCAAUAUCGUUUCCGAGAGGGCGCCAACGGCCCGUGGUUCCACGACGAGAAGGUCAAACACGCCGCCGGGGAUGGUGGUCUGAUGCACAACUUCCUCGCCGUGGAGUCGAGCGCACAGCCCGAAGCUGCCGAGGAGGACGCUACGCCGGAAGAGAAUGGCGUCAAUGGAGUCGCCGAACCCACAUCUGUCGCCAAUGGCUCCGCGCCGGAGGUCAACGGAACGGAAUCCGCCGAGCUGAGCUCCGAGACACAGCCUGCAGCGGAAGCCACAGAGGUCAAAGAGGUCACAUCGAAGCCGGAGGAGCCUGUCGCCGAGGCUGAAGCGGUGGAACCCGCCACAGAGACUCCCGCCGAGCCUACCGAAUCGACCGAGCCAGCUGCCGUGGAGGAACCGGUCACCGAGGAAUCCGCUGCGACUGAGCCUGCGGAGGAGCCUGUUGCUGGGAAAACGGAAGAAUCGGUCGAGGCCGCCGUUGAGGCCGCCGUUGAGGAUCCCGCUAUCGAGGCCGCUGUCGAAACUGCUGCUGAGGAGGCCGUUGAGGAGGUAGUCGAGGAAGAAAAGGCCGAGGAAUCUACGGAGACGCCUGCUGUCGACGAGCCCGCCGUUGAGUCCGCCAAGGAAGUGACUGAAUCGACUGAAACACCCGCCGAGCUUGCCUUCGAAGAAUCUGUUCCCGAGACCACUGCAACGGAGGCUGCGGAGGAGAGCUUUGAACCCUCUGAAGAGGCCGACAUUGAGAUUGUUACAAGGACUCCCGCGGAGGAACCCAGUGUGGAAGAGCCCGUGACUGAGCAGGAGCCGGAGGAAGUUGUGGCCGAAGUCUCGACGGAGGCGGAGAAGCCCGAAUCUGUGGAAGUAGAGGAUACUAAGGAGGUUCCUGCGGAGACCGCCCCGGAAAAGAGCACCGUAGAGCCGGUCGAGGAGGCUGAACUGGUUGCGGAAGCCGUAGAAGCCACCCCGGAAGAAUCUACCGUGGAGGAAUCUGCUGCCGAACCCGUUCAGGAAUCUUCGGAGCCCGCUGCGGAAGAGGCUGCCGUUGAGGUUGCCGUCGAAGAGGCUGCGCAGGACCCCGCUGUCGAAGCUGCUGUCGAGGAGGCUGCCGAGCAGGCCACCGAGGAGACCAUCGAGGAACCGGCGGUUGAAGUCGUCGAGGAAUCCGUUGCGGAGGCUGCCGUUCCCGAGGCCGCUGAGGAAUCAAAGGAACUUCCCGCUGAGGAGACGGUCGUGGAAGAGCCCGCUGCCGUUGCCACUGAGACCGCCGAAGUGUCUCCGGAAGCUGCUGUCGAGGCGGCUGUCGAGGAGGCUGCUCAGGACCCCGCUGUUGAGGCUAUCGCCAAGGAGGCCGCCGAAGAGGCCGCCGAGGAGGCUGAAGAACCUAAGAUCGAAGCUGCCGUUGAGGCUGCUGCGGAGGACCCUGUUAUCGAGGCUGCCGUCGAGGAGGCCGCCGAAGAGGCCGUCAAGGAGGCCACUGAGGAACCCACUGCCGAAGUCGAAGAAGCUGCUGUUGAGGCCGCUGUCGAGGAGGCUGUCGAGGAGGCUGCUCGGGACCCUGCCAUCGAAGCUGCCGCCGAGGUGGCCGCUGAGGAAGCUAUCGAGGAGGCUACCGAGGAACCGACUACCCAGACCGAAGAAUCCGCCGUCGAGGCCGCCGUUGAGGAGGCUGCUCAGGACCCUGCCAUCGAAGCUGCUGCCGAGGAGGCUGCCGAGGAAACUAUCGAGGAGACCGCCGAGGAACCUACCACUCAGACCGAAGAAUCCGCCGUCGAGACCGCCGUUGAGGAGGCUGCUCAGGACCCUGCCAUCGAAGCUGCUGCCGAGGAGGCUGCCGAGGAAACUAUCGAGGAGACCGCCGAGGAACCUACCACUCAGAUCGAAGACUCUGCCGUUGAGGCCGCCGUCGAAGAAGCUGCUCAGGACCCUGCCAUUGAAGCUGCCGCCGAGGAGGCCGCCGAGGAAGCUAUCAAGGAGGCUACCGAGGAACCGACUACCCAGACCGAAGACUCUGCCGUUGAGGCCGCCGUCGAAGAAGCUGCUCAGGAUCCUGCUAUCGAAGAGGCCGCUGAGCUUGCUGCUGAGGAAGCCGUCGAGGAGGCUACUGAGGAAUCUACUGCCGAAGCUGAAGAAGCUGCCGUUGAGGCCGCUGUCGAGGAGGCUGCUCAGGACCCUGCUGUCGAAGUUGCUGCUGAGGUUGCCGCUGAAGAGGCCGUCGAGGAGGCUACUGAGGAGGCUAUCGAGGAAGCUAUCGAGGAAGCUGCCCAGGACCCUGAGAUCGAAGCUGCCGCCGAAAUUGCUGCCGAAGAAGCUGUCGAGGAGACUGCCGAGGAGGUUAUCGAGGAAGCUAUCGAGGAGGCUGCCGAGGAAGCUGCCGAGGAAGCUGCCGAGGAAGCUAUCGAGGAGGCUAUCGAGGAGGCUAUCGAGGAGGCCGCUGAGGAGGCCGAUCAGGAGACCGCUGAGGAGACCGCUGAGGAGGCCGCUGAAGAAGCUGCCGAGGAAGCCAUCGAAGAGGCCAUUGAGGAGGCUAUCGAGGAGGCUCCCGAGGAAGCUGUUGUCGAAUCUGCCAUCGAGGCUGCCCAGGACCCCGCUAUCGAAGCUGCUGUCGAAGUCGCCGCCGAAGAAGCCGUUGAGGAAGCUGCCCAAGAAUCCGCCGUCGAGGCCGCUGUUGAGGAGGCCGCGGAAGACCCUGCCGUCGAGGCUGCCGCCGAAGAAGCCGCCGAAGAAGCGGUUGAGGAAGCUACCGAGGAAUCCGCUGUCGAGGCCGCUGUUGAGGAGGCCGAAGAGGACCCCGCUGUUGAGGCUUCUGCUGAGGAGGCUGCUGAAGAGGCUAUCGAGCAAACCCUCGAGGAACCUGUCGAGACUGCCGAGGAGCCCGCUGCCGAUGCGGUAGAGGAAGCCGCCGUCGAGGCUGCUAUUGAAGCUGCCGUGGAUGACCCCGCUGUCGAAGCUGCUGUCGAGGAGGCCGUCGAGGCUGCCGUUGAAGAACCCGCUGUCGAGGCUGCUAUCGAGGCCGCUGCUGAGGAACCCACCGCUGACGCUGCUGUCGAGGAUAUUGUCGAAGACCCUGCCGUCGAGGCUGCUGUUGAGGCCGCUGCCGAGGCUGCCAUUGAAGAACCUGCCGUCGAGGCCGCCGUCGAGGAGGCUGUUGAGAAGGCUGUCGAAGCCGCUGUCGAAGAGCCUGCCGUCGAGGAAGCCGUCGAGGAAGCCGUCGAGGAAGCCGUCGAGGCCGCUGUCGAGGAACCUGUCGAGGCCUCUAAGGAAGUGGUUGAAGAACCCGUUCAGGAAUCUGCUGAGGAACCCGUGUCCGAAGAGCUUGCAGUCGAAGUUCCUGUUGCUGCGGCUAUUGCUGCUGAGAUUGUUGCGGAAGCUACUCAGGAGCCCGCUGCUGAGGAGCCCGUCCAGGAGUCCGUUCCCCAAGAACUGGUAGUUGAAAUUCCCACCGAGGAGGCCCAGGCCGCCAAGGAAACUGCUGAGGAGCUUUCGCCUGAAGUCACAAUCGCUCACGAGGAGACCAUCGAAGCCCUCAUGCCGGAGUCCGAGGUCGAGACUGCUGAGCCCGUCGAGGUCAAGGAGGUGAUUGUCGAAGAGGUCGCACCGGCCGAGUCGGUUGAAGCUGCCGUCCCUGAGGUGGAGGAAUCUGUGGAAGUUGUGGAGCCCGCUCCGGAAUCAGCUGCUCAAGAUGAGGAGGACCUUGCUGCGGAGGAGAACUUCACGGAUGAGUCGUCCAACCUGGCGGAGUCCACCAUCGCCACAACUGCCGGAGACGAGCUUGCGUUCGAGAUUCGGUCGACCAAGGACGCUGGCGAGCCUACUGAGGAGCCUAUCGACGAAGAGCCUGUCGCUGAGGCCAUCGCCGAGGAGCUUGUCGCCGAGGAGAUUGCCGAGGAGCUUAUCGCUGGGGCUGUCGCCGAGGAGAUUGCUGCUGAGGCUGUUGCUGAGGAGCUUAUCGCUGAGUCUGAGCAGCCCGCUGAGGUUGUCGCCGAGGUUGUCGAAGAGCCCACCAAGGAGGAGGUUGCCGCCGAAGAGACCGCUGUCGAGCAGCUGGUUGAAGCCGUUGAGUCUGAGGCGAAGGAACUCGUUGCCGAGGCGAAGGCUGCGCCUGAGGAAACUGUGGACAAGUCCGUCCCUGAAUCCGUGGAGGUUGAGGCACCUGUUGUUGUGGAGGCUGUCGCUGUUGAAACCCCGGCUGAGUCGGCUAAGGAAGCCGCCGUCCCCGAACAGGCUGCUGUGGAAACCGAAGAGAAGGCUGAGGAGGCGGAACCUGUUGCCGAAGAGAGCGUUGAGGUUACGGAAACUGCUCCUGAGCCCGAGGCCCCCGUUGAGGCUGCUCCCGAGAGCAAGGACCACAUUCUGACCCCCGAAACCCUUGGUGCAGGCGUCGCGGCGAUUGCUGCAGGUGCUGCGGUCACGGCUGGAGUGAUCUCGGCCUCUCACCACGCACCGGAAACACAGACGCCCGAGAACAAGGCAACUGAGCCUACCGAGAGUAAGCAAGCAGCCGGCUCUGGAGAAUCCGAAGCUGACCCUGCCCCAGCCCCCCAACCCGAAGCCAGCAGACAGGCGACUGUCGAGGACGACACGGAAACCGCCGCCUCCAACAAGGCAGUAGCCGCGAAGGGCACCACGGACGCUCGCGCCCAGAGUCAAAAUCGGUCAGUCACAGCUGUUUCUCUGAACCAUAAGCAUGACGGCUGGUUGAAGACGAUCCUCCGGGCUGUUUUCACCAACUUCUUCGGGGCCAUAUUCUCGCCCUUCCGCCGGCGCGGAAGGAACAACCAGUAGAAGUCGCGGGAAUGCGGAAGCGAAUCCGUCGACUGUUUUUUGUCAUUCAUGCUUGUCUGUCGUUGCCCACGCUAAUGUG
This is a messenger RNA of Aspergillus heteromorphus CBS 117.55, 5177 nucleotides long. RefSeq names its product PT repeat family protein. The transcript is spliced from 2 exons. The coding region runs from base 107 to 5098 and encodes 1663 amino acids. The record is from RefSeq and is a predicted model, not a curated record. NCBI's taxonomy places the organism in Eukaryota, Fungi, Ascomycota, Eurotiomycetes, Eurotiales, Aspergillaceae.